GCUACUCUGAGUGAUGACUGGUCCGUUGGAAAUUGAAAUGAAGCGAUGUUACUCCACCUUCAAAAGACCGUUUUGUUCAAACCACCAACGGCUCUCUCUACUGGAUUCUUGCAAAACCAUGGACCAAAUCAAGCAAGCUCACGCUCACCUGAUCAUCACCGGCCUUGUCCUAGACCUCAUUCCUGCAACUAGACUCAUAAAGCUCCUCACCCAAUCAAGCUUUGGUUCUCUGCCUUAUGCCCACCUUAUGUUCGAUCAAAUUCCCUCUCCUGAUCUCUUUCUCCACAACACCAUGAUAAAAGCUCACGCACCGACACCCACUUCUUCUCAUAAUUCUCUUCUAAUAUUUCGUUCAAUGGUCCAGGGUUCGAGUCUUUCGCCAAAUCGGUACACGUUCGUCUUUGUCUUCAAGGCGUGUGCCAAUGGUUUGGGAGUUUUGGAAGGGGGGCAGGUUCGGGUUCACGCAAUCAAACUUGGGCUGGAGAGCAAUUUGUUUGUGACGAAUGCAAUGAUUCAGAUGUAUGCAAAUUGGGGAUUGGUUGAGGAUGCUAGAAGGGUGUUCGAGUGGAGCAUUGAACAUGAUUUGUAUUCUUGGAAUACUUUGAUUCGUGGGUAUGUUGCAUUGGGCGAAAUGGAUCGAGCUAAGGAAUUGUUUGAUGAAAUGCCUGAGCGGGAUGUUGUUUCUUGGAGCACUGUCAUAGCUGGUCAUGUACAGGUAGGUUGCUUCAUGGAAGCUUUGAACCUCUUCCACAACAUGCUACACAAGGGUUCUAGACCAAAUGAAUUCACCCUGACGAGUGCUCUUGCAGCAUGUGCUAAUCUAGUGGCAUUGGAUCAAGGAAGGUGGAUUCAUGUGUAUAUCAAGAAGAGCAGGAUUAAGAUGAAUGAGCGAUUGCUUGCUGGCCUCAUAGACAUGUAUGCAAAGUGUGGAGAGAUUGAGUUUGCAUCAAAAGUUUUUUACAAUGAAUGUGUUCCCAAGCGGAAUGUUUGGCCUUGGAAUGCCAUCAUUGGUGGGUUUGCUAUGCAUGGGAAAUCUGAGGAAGCAAUUAAUCUAUUUGAGCAGAUGAAAAUUGAAGAGAUGAUUCCUAACAAAGUCACUUUUGUUGCAUUAUUAAAUGCUUGCAGCCAUGGUAAAAUGGUUGAAGAGGGAAAAGCUUAUUUUGAAUUGAUGUCAAAUUAUGGCAUCAAUCCAGAAUUAGAGCAUUAUGGGUGUAUGGUAGAUCUACUUGGCCGCGCUGGGCACUUAAAGGAAGCUGAAGAGAUUAUAUCAAAUAUGCCAAUUGCUCCAGAUGCUGUCAUUUGGGGGGCUUUAAUUGGUGCUUGUAGGAUUCAUAAAGAUAUUGAGAGAGGAGUAAAAAUAGGGAAAAUUAUUAAGGAAUUGGACUCUAACCAUGUUGGCUGUCAUGUUCUGUUGGCCAAUAUGUAUUCGGUAUCUGGAAAAUGGGAUGAAGCGAAGGUUGUGAGGGAGAAGAUUGAAGUAUGUGGCAGAAAGAAAACCCCAGGUUGCAGUUCUAUUGAGCUAAAUGGAAUGUUCCAUCAAUUUCUCGUGGGAGACCGGUCACACCCACAAACCAAGCUGCUCUAUUUGUUCUUGGAUGAAAUGACAGCCAAGUUAAAGAUUGCUGGGUAUGUUCCAGAAUUUGGAGACGUGUUGCUUGAUAUUGAUGACGAAGAAGAUAAGGAGACGGCUCUGUCAAAACAUAGUGAGAAGUUGGCUAUAGCUUUUGGGUUGAUGAACACAUUGCCUGGAACCCCAAUUCGCAUAGUGAAAAAUUUGAGAGUUUGUGGGGAUUGUCACCAAGCAACAAAGUUCAUAUCUAAGGUUUAUGGUCGGGAAAUUAUUGUUAGAGACAGGAUUAGAUAUCACCAUUUUAAUGAUGGAUUGUGCUCUUGCAAAGAUUAUUGGUAGACAUGGAAACUGCUUGUCCACAGGUCAAAUAUGAGGUCAAAUGGUAUAAUUCCUUCCUUGUUCUCAUGAACAUGAGUUAAAGUCGAGAAAAUUGCUCCAGUAGUUAUGCUAAAAGAAACAUAGUCGACAACAGGGAGCACUGAAAAAAUAGCCGAACAUUUGAUGGUAAAGCAAAUCAAGCAUAAUAGAAGGUAUCAGGGAAGGAAAAGGCACUUCAGGAGCUAACACAUAGAAAAAGCUGUCUCCAAUUUAAGUCCAUUUAUAACAAUGGGAUUGAACGAAAAUGUACCAUAUGCGUAUUGUGGUCAUUAAUACAGUUGGUGAUAUGUGAAAUUCAUUACAAGAAAAUGCAGAGUCAUCAUACUAGAAAGAAAGGUAUAUUAAUAAUGUUUUCUAUGGAGUUGUUUCAUCUUAUGCAUUUUAAUACAUCACAUCAAUGCUGUGUUUGGUGUGCAGGAAUGGAAGAGAAUGGAAUGUUAAUUCCAGCAUUUUGUUUCCAUUCCCAUGUUUGCAGUGAAGUUUAGGAGCAAGAAUUCCCAUUCCCAUGGACUGCUCAUUGCCACAAAAAGUGAAAAUAGGCAUUCCAUCUGGAGACAAAAAAGAUGCCCAUUCUUUCCUGAAGUUGGAACCAGAAAGGAACCUCUCUCUCGGCAACUCAAGAGCUCCAAAUAUUCACAUCGUCGAGAGAGAGACUCAAUUAAGGGCUCCAGUGGGCUGCUGCCCAGCUCUUCCCUCUCCUCACCUCAACCUUGUCAAUUCACAAUUUCACACAAACAUCUCUCUUUUACUAUAGUACUAUAAUUUUCUAUUGCUCGACUCCUUUUUCAAUCUAGAUUUCAUCCAUGUGUAUGUAUACCGAUUUGAUUUUGGAUCUGCUAGUGAUAACGAUCUGUUAGUUGAAUACUACCAUCUGUACUCAUGCAUCAAAACUCGUGCAUGCAUUUGAAUUUGCACUUCUAUAAGUUGAAAAUUGGUUCUUCAGUUUGA
Molecule: messenger RNA, 2896 nt
Organism: Malania oleifera
Lineage: Eukaryota; Viridiplantae; Streptophyta; Magnoliopsida; Santalales; Ximeniaceae
Product: pentatricopeptide repeat-containing protein At5g66520-like
Exons: 2
Coding region: 14-1909 (631 amino acids)
Biological process (GO): RNA modification
Molecular function (GO): protein binding; zinc ion binding; RNA binding
Source: RefSeq, a predicted model, not a curated record